UCCAUUUGUAUAUACGCCAUUGUCAACUAUCAUGACAACUGAUAGGGCAGUGUCACACGUUCAAUAUAUAUCGUGAUAUUUGCUGUAUUAUGAUAUGUAUUGAAUGUGUAGCAUGUAAUAUUGACGGAUCGUGUUCCAUAUUACAGAAAACCCAAAUUUUCUGAAAUCCAAAAUUCGUGUCAAUAUUUAUAAUGGAUCACGUGGAUCAUAGAAACAAAUUUUUCAGUUUAAGUAAUUUAUUGCUUCUUCUGAACAUUUUUAAAAAUGUCAGAUAGGGACGUUUGCGUUUUAGGUGACGACAUACUAAUGAGUAUCUUAACUAAAAUAUAAUGUAAUUCACUGGACGAUAAAUUCAAUGCCUGCAUUAGACACAAAAAAACAAUCAGAAGUGGUGCAUUGAUUGAAAAAUCGUUGAUUUAAAAAAAGAUUUCAAAAUUACUUUACUGAAAUCCGUUUUGAUUUUUACUGACAUUUUAAAUAAAUAUGUAAUUAUUAUUUAAAUAAUCUGAUACAUAUUUUUUUAGAAAUUCAUAAAAUAUAAAAAAUUGAGUCCUGACAUUUUUGACAAAUUGACAAACGUUAUGAGCUUCCAUAACAGCAAGCCUUCAAAGGGGGAUGUAACUAACUUUGGAGGAAAUACUUAUUGCGUAAUACUAAAUAUUGUUGAAGGCAUUGGAUUUGAUCUAAAUGCUGCCUCUAAUUAUAGCAUAAUUCUUAAAGUUUCCUUAAAUGGAGUACUCUUUGAAGUAGUGGGAAAGUCAAUAAAAUCAAAUUUUAUCACAUUUAAUAGUAAUUGUAUAUGGGAGUGCGAAUUGACUGAUAUAAAACGAAUGAAAUCAGAUAAUCGUCCAGUAAAGUUGGAAUGCCAUGUUAAAUAUGAUCAUUAUGAAAAUGGAUUUAUUAAGCGCGUGGGAUCAUUAUUGUUACCGUUGCGUGGAUUGAAGAUUAUACAUGCUCCUGAGAAUUUACAGAUUAUUCCGUCUUGGUAUAAAUUAAGUAAUUCAAGUCCAAAAGGUUUUCAAACACCACCACAAAUCAGCCUUAUGUUGUCAAUUGUUAAAAAAACCAUAGCAGAACAUAUUGAAUUUGAAACGAGAAGCUUAGACAAAUCUAUUGUUGAUAGUCCGAAAGUUGAACCGAUAUCAAUUACAAACGCUACUCACAGCAUGCUGCAGUCUCAAUAUGGAAUAUUUGUGAAAUUACUAGAAGAUGCUGGACAUAUACAAGUAGGCAAUGAUCCACAAAUGGAUUGCGACAUUUUCGGCGUCACAAUCAAUUUUACACAAAUUAAACGUUUAUUACCUCUAUUGAACAUUAUUGAGAAAUGUAAUGAAAUCAAGAAAAGAUCGUUUGUUUUUCAAUACGAUUUUCUAGGAAACGUAACAAAUAUUGAUAUUUUUAUAAAUACAAACGACUUCUAUACGAUUAAUCAAAAAUUUUCUAUAAAUUUUCGAUCUUCUCUGAAAGCACUUCGGUUAUAUUUUCAACGAGUUUUUUACAUUCCCAUUAAUUUAUAUGAUAUGAACGAUAUUGCCAUAGCAAAGUAUGAUUUUAAUAUUUCGCCAUUGCUCCCCGAAGAGGUACAAUUUUUCAAUAAGAAAUCUGUUAAUUUGUGGACGAAAUGCGGUUCAUUCCAUUUUGAUAUUUUCAAUAAUUUACCUAAUUCAAGUUCAAAGAUAUCACCUUUAGUCGAUUAUAUAGUCACUUUAGAAUUAAUUACACCAAAUUCAAAAAUAAACUUCCGUGAUAAUUUACCUAACACGAGUCAACAUGAGAGCACAGCAAAAGAGGAAAAUAAAAUAAGUCAGGAGACUAAAGUUGGAGAAUACAUACAUUUAUAUACAAAUACUUUCGAGGAAGUCGCUUUAAAAGACGUCCACUCAAAAACUAAUAACGAUGGUGGUACAAACUUUAUGUCUAACAAAUCAGUUUGUGCGACUGCAGUUAAUACAGACGAUCACUUUAUAGCUAAAGAACGACAAAAAAUGUAUUUACAUUUUUUACAUGAAUUUGAAUAUUGGAAGGAGAAGCAAAUUAAUCAUAUCACAAACGAAAUGGCACACACAAAGAAGGAAAUACGUGAUCGCUGGGAAGGUUAUAUAAACCAAAUAAUUGCUCGUCUUGAGACUAAAGUUUUGAAAUGCGAUAAAAUGUUUGAACAGUUAGAAAAGACACAAUCCCAAUUAAAUGUUAUAGCAGAUAUAAGCCUGAAAAAUGCAACAAUUGCAGACAACAUAACACGCGAAAUGGAAUCUUUUUAUCGAAAGAAAACAACUCAAUUUGAAAUGGAACUAGAAUGCUUAAGAAAUGAAAUUCAAGUAAAGGAAAUCGAGAAUGUGUUAUUGAAGAAACAUAAUGAUCAAUUGGAAAAGCAACUAUCAAUUUACCAAACUUGUCAUAUAUCUAUAGAUCAAUUAAAAGAAGUUCUAAAUGACAUGCGUAACCAAGCUACCCGUCUUGCGGCAAUAGAAUGUUUUUAUAAACGGCAAUGCUUUGAUGAAAUGCACAAAUGGAAAUUGAAAAUAUUUAAACUGCUUAAUGAGAGAAAUUUUUCCACAAACUUUGAUGUAAAUUUUAAUUUGGAUGAACUGUUUAAAGAAAUGUUAACUUUAAACUCAAAUAAUUUCGAUUCCUUUCAAGAAUCCUCUGUCAGCUGUUUAAAAUGCCCUCCUGGUGGUGAUUUUUUUCUUUAAUGUGUUUUUUAAUUAGUAAUACUUUUCAUUUAAAUAUGUUAGUUAUUGUUUAAUUUUUUUAAUUUGUAUUAUUACUUUUUGAAUGAAUAUAACAAAUUUAUAUACCUAUGUACAUUUAAACAUAUAA
Lucilia cuprina (Australian sheep blowfly) is the source of this 2820-nucleotide messenger RNA. RefSeq lists its product as uncharacterized. The record is from RefSeq and is a predicted model, not a curated record. Lineage: Eukaryota; Metazoa; Arthropoda; Insecta; Diptera; Calliphoridae. Bases 582 to 2693 code for a protein of 703 amino acids. The transcript has 8 exons.